Molecule: messenger RNA, 1493 nt
Organism: Phytophthora nicotianae INRA-310
Lineage: Eukaryota; Oomycota; Peronosporomycetes; Peronosporales; Peronosporaceae
Exons: 1
Coding region: 1-1458 (485 amino acids)
Biological process (GO): pseudouridine synthesis
Molecular function (GO): pseudouridine synthase activity; RNA binding
Source: RefSeq, a predicted model, not a curated record
AUGCCGAUGGCGGACGUCGCGCCACCGAGCAAGAAGCAGCGCCGCAAGCAGGAGAAAGCUCGAUGGCUAGCGGAGCGCAAAGCUGCGCGACACGCUGAGGGCAUCGUGUCCUCCAAACGGAAACGCCGAAAUCAGCGUCAAAGUCGUGCGACGGUGAGUACAACUCCGUCCGCCGCCGUCCACUACCAGGAAUGCACGUCCGCCACUUGUGACAAUCGACUGGCUGGGAGCCUCUGCGUCGUCCGCAGCAUCGAGCCGUACGUGCAUCGCUUUGCGCUGUUCGCUAAAGGCCGUUGGGCAGGUCGCAGCUUGCGUGAACUAUUUGUCAGCGAAUUCCCGACCCUCUCGACCGAUUACUGUGUUCGAGCAGCUCAGCUUGGACUCAUUCGAGUAAACGGAGAAGUGGUGGAUCUGGACACGGUGGUCAAUGGUGGAGAUUUCUUCGAGCACAUUAAGCAUCGGCAUGAGCCUAGUAUUCAUUUGCCUGUGGAGAUUUCCACGGAGAUAUCGACGAUAAAAUCGCUGUCUAAUACAUGGAUACACUUGGAGACGGACGAGUUAGUGGUGGUGGAUAAGCCCUCUGGCAUCCCAGUGCAUCCGACCGGGGGUUUCCAGCUCAACUCAUUGACGCACAUGCUGCAACAUGAUCGACGAAAAACAACGGUAGAGGAGGAAGUUGAGACGUUGGAACUCUUUCCAGUGCAUCGACUGGAUCGACUGACGUCUGGUUUGCUGAUACUUGCCAAGUCAGCGGAUAAGGCUCGCAGUCUUACAGCUGAGCUGACAGCUACUUCGUCGGAGGAAGGAGCUGGCAGUCGCUCAGUGCAGAAAUAUUAUGUAGCACGAGUGGAGGGCGAGUUUCCUGAUACAGAAGACGGGUUUGCAGGUGUCGAGGGGCUUAGUUCUGGACUUGUACAGAUCGAAAGCGCAGAUGACGGAUUCUGGCGCGUGGAUGCCCCGAUCGGCUUGAAAUCGCCACGUCAAGGGCAUGUGCGGUGUGUAAUUGAGUCUGAAGAUUCCAAACCUUGUGUAACGCUAAUGCGUCGAUGUGGAGAACCUGUGGAUGGUGAAAGUAUCGUAGAGUGUCUCCUUGUAACGGGGCGAACGCACCAGAUCCGAGUGCAUUUACAGCAUUUAGGCUUCCCGAUUGUGAACGACCCAAUGUACGGAUCUGUGAAAGGAAUGAAGGCGAUGGAGUCUACAUCCCAACAAGUUAUGCGCAAUGUUGCUGCAGCUGCUGAAAAGGCUUUUGACAACAAGAAAUUUGAAGGUGAAGAUGAUGAACAUCGAUGCAUUCGCGUUUGCGAAAUCUGCACAGCUAAGAUGCAAGGAACUUUGACGAUAGAGGAGGAGGAUACAGUGCUGUGGUUGCACUCCUACCGAUAUGAAUCACCAAAUUGGUCAUUCGAGGUGCCCCUGCCACACUGGGCCACGCUACGCAAAGCAAUAAAUUCAUAGGGUAUCGAAUCGUAUUUCUUAGACUAACAUGCAAA